Messenger RNA from Actinia tenebrosa (Australian red waratah sea anemone), 2467 nucleotides. RefSeq lists its product as uncharacterized. The record is from RefSeq and is a predicted model, not a curated record. Lineage: Eukaryota; Metazoa; Cnidaria; Anthozoa; Actiniaria; Actiniidae.
CAGGAAUCUUUGGUACCUCAAGAACAAGAACAGCAUUGCAAGAUUUCAUCACGAGGUUUGAAGCGUUCAACUAUUGUGAGCCCCGAGGAAGUGAUGACCAAAUACUGCUGCAAAAAUAACUGCAUCAAAAAAUUUUCUCUGUCUCAAAUCACGGAAACACGACAUGCGUUUAUUAGGAAUUUUGGGCGUCACGCCAAGCAACGACAMUAUAUUUUGGACUGGUUGAGCUCCAAUCGGCCGAAAGAAGAAGAAGAUAAUUUCGUUCAUUCUAUAUGUGGCGUCAAAGUUUGUAUCAACUKUUGGCUGAAUGUCUUAGGAAUUACAAGGCRAAAGUUUUUUCAACUGAAAAAGCAGUUCCUUGAUGAAAAUCGACGAAGUGGAAUUCAUGGAAACACAGGGRCCUUAAGGCUGUCAUUGUCCAGUGAGUUGGCACUCAAUUAUUUAAAAUCAUAUUUCGAACAAAUGUGCGAGCACAUACCCAACGGAAAUGUUAUGCAUCUCCCCUCAAACAUAAGGAAAUAUGACAUUUACRAGGAAAUGGAGUUGAUGUUGGCAUCCCAGGGACAGCCUUGUUGCACCAAGACAACAUUCAACAAUCUUUGGACAAAGUAUUUCCCAAAUAUUAAAAUUCCAAAGGAAAACCGAUUCAGCAAGUGCGAUGAUUGCAGUAAGAUCAAGGCCGAUCUGAGAGAGACACUAGAUCCCGAGAAGCAACAAACUAUACUAAUUAAGAGAACGGGGCACCAUGAAUUUGUGAGACUAGAGAGACAACUUUACCUAAGCCGUGGGAUUUUAGGACAUCACCAAYCAAAUAAAUACUUCUCCAUCGCAAUAGAUGGAAUGGAUCAAAAUAAAACGGAACUGCCUUUCUCCACCUUACGAUACAGCCUAUUGARUACGGCUUGGAGAUUGAAAGUGCACGUUGUUGGGGUGAUGGUUCAUGGCCGAAACCCAAUUGUGUUUCUCGAMCACCAACAACACGCACAUGAUUCUAAUUUGACCGCCAACAUCUUACUUCAGGUUUUCUGGAUGCACAGAGAUCGAUUACCUGAUACGGUUUAUAUACAGAUGGAUAAUACAUGCCGCGAAAAUAAGAACCAGUAUGUUUUUGCAUUGCUGGCAUACUUGAUUGAGCGAAAGGUGUUUAAGGAGAUAACAGUAUCAUUCCUACYGAAGGGUCAUACGCACGUGGAUGUAGACCAAAUGUUUUCGCGGUUAUCUGUGGCGAUAGCUAGGUCUGGAUGCUUGACUCCAACAGAUCUAAGGCGAUUGAUUGGCUCAUGCUAUAAACAGGCACAAGGAGAUGUCACCCAAGCAGGAGCAAGGCCCCAAGUUGCACAACUACAACACCUGUAYGCCAUUAGAGAAUGGCUAAAGCCCUACAGUUGGGCRGUCCACUACCUGAGGCCCUUCCAUCAAUUCCGCUUCUAUCUUGAUGAAAGAGGAAAAUGUUUAACAGACUUUAAAGCUUGGUGUCAGAGCGAAUGGGAUCCAUUAAAGUGGCCACCAUUAGAAAUAUUGAAGCAAGAACCAACAAGUGAACCUGAGACUAUCGUUCCUAGUUAUGACACUGUGGACAUUGAUCGCCUACGCGGGAUGGUGAAAAAAUGUGUUGAUGGAGGGGUGUUAAAUGCCGAGGAGGAGAAGGUGUGGGACGGGUUUUUGGCUGGUGAGGAAGCCCUUGCUGACUACUACCAAGACAAGGAGCAAGCUACGUACUGUGAUAAGCAUCAUAACAAAGAAGUGAGGUACAUGCCUCCAUCAGACAAUGRCUGGCUACUUGAUGAACUUGUUGCCAGAAAAAGACCAAGUGAAAAUGAAGCGCCCGACCUCCGGGAAGUACUUCGUGAAAGUGAAUCGCUCCUGAACGGAGAAGGGCUGAUUCCGGCUUACACAGGACCCUACCGACCACCUGGACACAAACAGCGCGAAAUUAUCAGAGAUGAAAAUGUAGAUGCACUUAAAGUAGGUAUGCUCGUCGCCCUCGACGUCGACACAUAUAAAGAGAGGCCACAGAUAGCCGAAGUUGUGUCACUCAGCACCUCAGAUACAAUAGAGGUGGAGUGGUACAUUGGAAGCUGGUCAACAUCAUGGAAGCCCCACAAAGUACGACGUGGACGAAAUAUGGUCAUAUGGAGAGAAGUUGUCCAGMAAUCUUGUGUCCUCCUCUUCGACUUCGAGUUAACGCCACAAAAGAAGCUCAGGGAGGCGACCAAAAGAGAAUUGAAGAGGGUAYAUGAGGAAAAUUAGGUUGAAUGAGUUAAAGGAUUGAGAAAGUUUCAAUCUACAUUCGUAAGCUGUUUCGCACUWUUCAUUUGAAAACACAAUUGACUUAUGAACAACGGAGCACACCAUUGUUUUCUACUAUUGUGGUCUUUAAAAUAUUAUAUAGUUGAUUCAUAAUGAAGAGCGUACGGACUUUGGAAAUGUUUGAAAAUUUUGGAGUGGCCAUAAAUUUAUGUCCAGC